This is a messenger RNA of Osmerus eperlanus (European smelt), 794 nucleotides long. RefSeq names its product lysozyme g-like. The transcript is spliced from 5 exons. Gene Ontology annotation, biological process: peptidoglycan catabolic process; defense response to Gram-positive bacterium. Lineage: Eukaryota; Metazoa; Chordata; Actinopteri; Osmeriformes; Osmeridae. The record is from RefSeq and is a predicted model, not a curated record. Gene Ontology annotation, molecular function: lysozyme activity. Gene Ontology annotation, cellular component: extracellular region. Bases 149 to 700 code for a protein of 183 amino acids.
AUGGGAGUGUCCUGUGGAGUCGGGGUUAUAAAUGUGAGAAGGAACAAUUGAACAAUUGAACAAUUGACCAUAAUCUGCAUCGAUCAGUCAAGUUCUCCAAACAGUGCCGGUCUCAAUAACGUAUAAGCCGACAAGAACCAACAUCAACAUGAGUUUCGGAAAUGUUCGCAACAUCGGUACCACCGGUGCCUCAUCCGAGACAGCAAAUGCUGAUCGUCAAACAGCUGGGCCAGGCGGAUCCCGUAAUAUGGCAAAUCAUGACUUGUCCGAAGUGAACAAGCACAAGGACAACAUUAAGAGUGUGGGGAGACAGACUGGAAUGGACGCGGCAGUCAUCGCUGGCAUCAUCUCACGAGAGUCCAGGGGGGGAACAGGUCUGGAUAGCAAUGGCUGGGGGGACCAUGGCAACGCCUUUGGGCUUAUGCAGAUUGACAAGCGCUGGCACAGUCCUCAAGGGGGUCCAUUCAGUGAGCAGCAUAUCCGUCAGGCCACUGAUAUUUUGAAAGGCUGCUAUGGUGAAAUCAAGAAUAAAUUUCCCAGCUGGAACGAGGACCAAUGUCUGAAAGGGGCUUUGGCAGCCUACAAUAUGGGAGCGAGCAGAGUGCACUCCUAUGAAUCAGUGGAUGCUAAUACCACUGGGGGAGACUACAGCAAUGACGUUGUCGCCAGGGCUCAGUUCUUCAAGGACAAUGGUUACUGAGUGUCUUUCAUAAACAAUCACAAAGCCUUCCGCCAAUAAAUUGCUUCUGACUCUGUAACCCUGUCCAAAUUAUUUGAAUAAUUCUGUCUCGCAA